AUGGCUACCGAGAGCUUUGGCUUCCAGGCCGAGAUCAGCCAGCUGCUCGACCUGAUUAUCAACACCUUUUACUCUAACAAGGAGAUUUUCCUUCGUGAACUUAUCUCCAAUGCGUCCGAUGCCAUCGACAAGAUUCGCUAUGCGUCCCUAACUGACCCCUCCGUCCUUGAUACCUGCAAGGACCUCUACAUUCGCAUCAUCCCCGACAAGGAGAACAAGAUACUCUCCAUCCGUGAUACCGGUAUUGGUAUGACCAAGGCCGAUAUGGUCAACAACCUCGGUACCAUCGCAAAAUCCGGAACAAAGGGCUUCAUGGAGGCUCUCAGCUCCGGCGCCGACAUUUCCAUGAUCGGCCAGUUCGGUGUCGGUUUCUACUCUGCGUACCUCGUCGCCGAACGUGUGCAGGUCAUCUCCAAGCACAAUGACGACGAGCAAUACAUUUGGGAGUCUGCAGCUGGUGGCACCUUCACAAUCACCCCCGACACCAUCAACCCUCCUCUCGGUCGCGGUACCGAGGUGCGCCUCUUCCUCAAGGAGGAUCAGCUCGAGUAUCUCGAGGAGAAGCGCAUCAAGGACAUCGUCAAGAGGCACUCAGAAUUCAUUUCCUACCCCAUUCAGUUGGCGGUCGUGAAGGAGGUUGAGAAGGAAGUUGAGGAUGAGGAAGAGGAGGAGGCGAAGGAGGAGGGCGAGGAGAAGCCCAAGAUUGAGGAGGUUGAGGAAGAGGAGAAGCCGAAGAAGACGAAGAAGAUCAAGGAGAAGGAGAUCCAGAACGAGGAGCUCAACAAGACGAAGCCCAUCUGGACGCGUAACCCCGCCGAGAUCACACAGGAGGAGUACGCCGCCUUCUAUAAGAGCUUGACGAAUGACUGGGAGGAGCACCUCGCUGUCAAGCACUUCUCGGUCGAAGGUCAGCUCGAGUUCAAGGCCAUCCUCUACGUCCCCAAGCGUGCGCCUUUCGACCUCUUCGAGACCAAGAAGAAGCGCAACAACAUCAAGCUCUAUGUCCGCCGUGUCUUCAUCAUGGACGAUUGUGAGGAGCUUAUCCCCGAGUAUCUCAACUUCGUCAAGGGUAUCGUCGACUCCGAGGAUCUGCCACUCAACAUCUCGCGCGAGACGCUUCAGCAGAACAAGAUUUUGAAGGUCAUCCGCAAGAACCUCGUGAAGAAGUGCAUGGACCUUUUCAGUGAAAUUGCGGAGGACAAGGACAACUUCAACAAAUUCUACGAGGCGUUCGGCAAGAACAUUAAGCUCGGUAUCCAUGAGGAUGCGCAGAACCGCAGCAAACUCGCCGAAUUCCUCCGCUUCUACUCGACGAAGUCGACAGAAGAGAUGACCUCUCUGAAAGACUACAUUACUCGCAUGCCCGAGGUGCAGAAGAACAUCUAUUACCUCACUGGCGAGUCGCUGUCUGCCGUCAAGGAUUCACCCUUCCUUGAGGUGCUGAAGAAGAAGGGCUUUGAGGUUCUCCUUCUCGUCGACCCCAUCGACGAGUAUGCUAUCACCCAGCUCAAGGAGUUCGAUGGCCACAAGCUCAUCUGCGUGUCGAAGGAGGGUCUCGAGCUUGAGGAGACCGAGGAGGAGAAGAAGGAGCGCGAAGAGGAGGCAAAGCAGUUUGAGGACCUCUGCAAGACCGUCAAGGAUGCGCUCGGCGACAAGGUCGAGAAGGUCGUUGUCUCUAACCGUAUUAUCGACUCGCCAUGCGUGCUCGUCACUGGCCAGUUCGGCUGGUCGUCGAACAUGGAGCGUAUCAUGAAGGCGCAGGCGCUCCGCGAUUCGUCGAUGUCAUCGUACAUGGCGUCGAAGAAGACGCUCGAGCUCAACCCGCACAACCCGAUCAUCAAGGAGCUCAGGAAGAAGGUCGCGGAAGACAAGGCGGACAAGUCCGUGCGCGACCUGACGUACCUGCUCUUCGAAACCGCCCUCCUCACAUCCGGCUUCUCUCUUGACGACCCGACGUCGUUCGCGAAGCGCAUUCACCGCAUGAUCUCGCUUGGUCUCGACGUCGACGAGGAGGAGUCUGCGCCCGUGCCAUCGAGCAGCAGCGAAGUUCCUCCUCCGGAGGAAGCCUCGACGUCCUCGGCGAUGGAGGAGAUCGACUAG
Molecule: messenger RNA, 2100 nt
Organism: Laetiporus sulphureus 93-53
Lineage: Eukaryota; Fungi; Basidiomycota; Agaricomycetes; Polyporales; Laetiporaceae
Product: HSP90-domain-containing protein
Exons: 6
Coding region: 1-2100 (699 amino acids)
Biological process (GO): protein stabilization; cellular response to heat; protein folding
Cellular component (GO): cytosol; perinuclear region of cytoplasm; plasma membrane
Molecular function (GO): ATP-dependent protein folding chaperone; ATP binding; ATP hydrolysis activity
Source: RefSeq, a predicted model, not a curated record